UUAAACUGUAUCAAAUAUGGCGCUGAUUUAGGUAGUUCUUUCAAACUCUGGAAUCAGUUGUUUUAUUUAAAGUUAAAGUAUAUAGAUUUCUAUUAAGCUUAUAUAGGAACUGUCAUGUCGGUAUCUACUGACAAACGGCUCAAGCGUGUGACGGUUGACCUAGUGGACUGUGAGGGGGACGUGGCUAAGCGGGACCCGAAAUGUGCAGAUCAGAGUUUGGCGGAAUCAUUUGACUGGAGCCAGCUGCCGUACGAGAUUGUACUGAACGUCUUCCUUUACCUGAUCGACAACAGCGACAAGUACCACGCCGCCCUCACCUGCAAGUCUUGGCUCCGUCCACUCUCAGAGCCGUCCUUAUGGCAGUCCGGAAAUUUUGUUUUCAACUCUCAGAGCGACCAGAAAGCGAUCAAAUUUGUAAAAAAAAUUGGGAAAUAUCUACGUCACAUCCAAGCGGAUUGUCCAGUACAGAAAGAUGGGGCAUCUAGUAUCGAUGAACUGUACGAGUUUCUAGCUCACCUGAACAACGCACGCAACAAACAGCUGCUGACCUUCAAGCUGACCAACUUUGUCCACGUGUUGCCGCGUGUUGCAGGUCAGUUACGGCGGUACCCGUCGGAUGUCGUGAAGCUCCUGAGAAAACUCCUGGGGGCCCAGCUGCAGCUCCGCGUGUUGGAGCUCAGUAAUUGCCAGGUGGCCUUUUACAAAGCCGUGAAGCUGUUGACUGCAGCAAGCCAAAACUGUGCCAACACACUACACACUUUGGCCAUCGACAGAAUCGGCAGCUACAGCAAUGAUGAUACUGAUAUACCAAGUACUUUGGUGCCCGUCAUCUGUUGUUUCAGAAACUUGGCAGACCUGGAGCUGAGCUAUGAAUACCUGUGUGAUGACCUACUGCUAAAACUGGCCACUAAAACAACAAGCCUGAAGGUGCUCACAAUUCGAGCUGAAAACGACUCAAUGGAGGAGGAGGAGGAGGUUGGAACGACCGCUCCAGCAUGGAAGAAGCUUACAAAGGCUUGUCCCGAGCUAAGAACAGUGGUGUUCAUCAAACAGACAUAUGAAUGCUACUUUGACCAAACAACAACCACAGUUCUCCAGCCCUCUAUGCCGCUUUAUGAAGUUCACUGGAACGCAGGAAGGUUGAUAGCGAUAGAGAGCAUUGAGCUGUUCUUUCAACACGUCGCUCGCCACUUCCAGAAAUCGAUGCAUAAUCUGGAGCUACAGACUGGCACCGGCCUAGACAUGGAGUGCUUUGAAGUGUUGUUCAAGAGUUUACAGCCUUGCAAAAAUCUGGACACCUUGUCGCUAGGUUUGACCUGUGAGACGAGUGAUGACGUAGAGAAGUACAAUCUGACCAUCAGAGAUGUCAUGGCUCUGUACCCAGUGUCAUGUGACGUCACACUGAACGGUGAAAAAGUGAAUUAAAACUUAUCGUUGUGACUCGUGUUGUGGGUGCUAUACAGUGCGCCAUGUGCUGGGUGCUGUAUAGUGCACUAUGUUGAACGUUUUAUGAAUGUUUUCAUUUAUUAAAACAAUUUUAAACAAAUCAU
Messenger RNA from Physella acuta, 1550 nucleotides. Its product is annotated as F-box/LRR-repeat protein 21-like. Lineage: Eukaryota; Metazoa; Mollusca; Gastropoda; Physidae. The record is from RefSeq and is a predicted model, not a curated record. Gene Ontology annotation, biological process: positive regulation of protein ubiquitination. Gene Ontology annotation, molecular function: protein binding.